Calypte anna (Anna's hummingbird) is the source of this 4440-nucleotide messenger RNA. RefSeq names its product molybdenum cofactor synthesis 1 (gene MOCS1). The transcript is spliced from 11 exons. Gene Ontology annotation, molecular function: 4 iron, 4 sulfur cluster binding; metal ion binding; GTP 3',8'-cyclase activity. The record is from RefSeq and is a predicted model, not a curated record. Gene Ontology annotation, biological process: Mo-molybdopterin cofactor biosynthetic process. Lineage: Eukaryota; Metazoa; Chordata; Aves; Apodiformes; Trochilidae. The coding region runs from base 249 to 2012 and encodes 587 amino acids.
GGCGGCGGGGCGGCUCCGCGGUCCUGCGGCGAGCGCUGAGGGCGGCCCUGGGCCGUGCCUGCAGCUCCGGGGUCACCGUCAGGGCUCCCUCCGCCGCGGCUCAGGAACUGCAAAGCUCAGGAAGAGGACGCUUUCUCCUGGAGCACACUGCUCCCUUCUCUGCUUUUCUGACAGACAGCUAUGGGCGUCAGCACAACUAUUUGAGAAUUUCUUUGACUGAGAAGUGCAACCUCAGGUGUCAGUACUGCAUGCCAGAGGAAGGUGUUCAGCUGACCCCUAAAUCAGAGCUCCUUACUGCUCAGGAGAUAAUCACCCUAGCAAGGCUGUUUGUGAAAGAAGGUGUAGAGAAGAUCCGACUGACAGGAGGAGAACCACUUAUCCGUCCCGAUGUGGUUGAUAUUGUGGGUCAACUGUACAAGCUAGAAGGGCUGAAAACCAUUGCUGUCACAACUAAUGGGAUCAACCUAGCCAGACUGCUGCCCCGACUGAAGGAAGCAGGACUAAAUGCCAUCAACAUCAGCCUGGAUACUUUGGUUCCAGCUAAAUUUGAGUUCAUUGUCCGGAGGAAAGGUUUUCAUAAGGUAAUGGAAGGAAUCCACAAAGCCACUGAACUUGGAUACCGUCCUGUUAAGGUAAACUGUGUGGUGAUGCGAGGCUUCAAUGAGGAUGAACUGCUGAGCUUUGUGGAUUUCACAAAGGAUCUGCCCCUUGAUGUGCGGUUCAUAGAAUACAUGCCCUUUGAUGGCAAUAAAUGGAACUUCAAGAAGAUGGUGAGCUACAAAGAAAUGCUCGAUACUAUUAAACAGCGAUGGCCUGAACUGGAGAAACUGCCCUGUGAACCUUCAAGCACAGCCAAGAGUUAUAAGGUGCCACAUUUCCAGGGACAAAUCAGUUUUAUCACCUCCAUGUCAGAGCAUUUCUGUGGAUCCUGCAAUCGGCUGAGGAUAACAGCAGAUGGGAACCUCAAGGUGUGCCUUUUUGGGAAUUCAGAAGUGUCCUUAAGAGACCACCUGAGGUCAGGUGCCUCAGAGGAAGAGUUGGUUCAAGUCAUUGGAGCAGCAGUGAGCAGAAAAAAGAAACAGCAUGCUGGCAUGUUUAACAUUUCCCAGAUGAAGAACCGGCCAAUGAUCCUGAUUGACCCUGCAUUGAUGUCAUUCCUACUAUGCCAAGAUGCCCUACAGAAUCCCCCAAAUUCAAAACAGUGGGGCCCCACAUUUAGCCAUUGGAUAACUUUGAGAACAAGUUUACCCAAACAAAUGGGCAGAGCAUUAAUGAAAAAUAAGCUUACAGGACAACUUUUUCCACUAGGAUCUCACUCAGAGCAAAAGUGGUGCAUAACGACAGGAAAUCUACAAACCCAGCUCAGAGGCUGCUGUGUCUUCCAGAAGGACCCAACCUCCACAUUUGACACAAAGUGCCUUGAGGCUUCUCCUGUUGACCAAGUUUCAGUGGACUGUCAGUCCAAAGAGGCAAAUCUAGGACCUGAAUUCUGUACCAGGGAUUUGGGAUCUUGCACCAAUAUACCUCCUGCCUCUGACAACUACUUGACUCACACUGAUGAGGAAGGACGGGCCACAAUGGUUGAUGUUGGAGGGAAGUCGGAUUCAAGAAGAAGGGCUGUUGCUGGUGCUGUGGUCCGCCUGGGGGAGAAGGCGUUUGGGCUGGUGAGGCAGAACCAGGUGAAGAAAGGGGAUGUGCUGGCAGUAGCCCAGAUUGCAGGAAUACAGGGAGCCAAGCUGACCAGCCAGUUGAUCCCCUUGUGUCACAACAUCCCCCUCAACCACGUUGAGGUGUCUCUGAGCCUGGAUGAGGCCAGAUAUGCAGUGGUGAUUCGCAGCUCUUGUCAGACCUGGGGGAGGACAGGUGUGGAGAUGGAAGCUCUGACAGCUGCCAGCCUGGCUGCCCUCACUGUGUAUGACAUGUGCAAAGCAGUCACUCAUGACAUUGUGAUUGAAGAAGUGAAGUUGCUUAGUAAGACAGGUGGGCAGAGGGGAGACUUCACAAGGGUUUAGAUCACAUCCAGACAGCUCCAGCCCUCCAAGUGACCACUGCUCAUGUCCAGCCUCUACCAAAACUGUUUUUGUUUGGCUGGUUGGUGUACCAUACAACAGUCCCACAACUCCAGUUUUGCCUUACCCUGUCAGCUUAGUGUUGAGUGAACAGCAGAGCCCACUUAUCCCUGUUGAUAACCAUGUGUGUUUUUUAGGGGACAGACUUUUCCACUCUGCCUAUAUUGUCACUUCAGGGUCCUCACCGUGAGCUUGAGCAAAGAUUCCUGGUUAUACCAGAUGUUCGGAUUUUAUUUUUUCCCUUCUUGCUGUGAAAUAUUCCCAGGUGCUGUCAUCACACCACAAAAAUGUAAGCUCUGGAAAUGAAGCAAGUGCUGAAAGUGCUGUUGUUGGCAACUAUUUUUAAGUUAAGGAUUAAGAUUUCAGAAUUGUGCUUGUUCAUCUGUUUCCCUGACCCCUUAAUUUGAAUUUAGAAGGUGACAGUGAGAAGAACAUAGCUGGGGAGCCUUACCAUACAGCAGAAAUUCUAACUAUGGUAGAGCCAGGGGCAGAGGAGCAGCUCCCAUCCUUUUGCAUUGCUACUGCUUCCCUUGCCUGCAAUUGAGAAUAUUCACAUAACUUUUUCAAAAGAAAAAAAUAUGGCAGCUGCCCAGCUCUCUGCAAAACAUGAUGCAGAAACAGGAUUUCAGGAUUAGGAAAAAUUGUUUUGCUGAUGUGAAAGAUACCUUUUACAACAUUUGAAGCAUGUUCCAGCAUUUCGACCUUAGUGCUCAAAUACAUUGAGGACCUGUGUCUGCAUGCUUAAGGGCUUAAUUGUGCCAUGCAUUGAAGUAGGUGUCAGCUCUUCCUGACUCUAGAAAUAGUUGUCACCCCAAUCCCCAGAAGACUCCUUGUUUUCUAACCCUGCAGUGCAAUUCCUAGUAAUCAGGAGCCUGCAUAGUCCUGACAGAUAAAACAGAUUUUAAGAAUAGUAGCCACUUGGAAGAGUAAGGUAGUUACUCUUGCCUUGGCCAGAAUGUUUUCCUGCAUGUUUCUCUAAUUUGCUUUCUUGAAGUCUUUUGGCCUCAGAGCCACUUAAGUGUCCCCAUAGUUGUACCAGUGGCCACUGUCAUGUAGCAUUACAUAGCUUGGAUAAUUGACUAUCCUAGGUAAGAAAUUAUUCAAUGUGGUUUUGUUAAUACUGAUGGAUCCUUUUCAAAUGUUAAUUUAAAUGCUCUAAACAGGGUAUUUUCAACUUUGGUUUACUUGUUUUCUAGUUUGUAUGGCUAAUGUGAAGUCACACGAUUCAGGGUGCUCCCUCACCAUAUGCACAGGGUUGAAGACAGUUCUAAUAAUGUCAAAGAGGCUACUGAAAAAGUGUCUUGACCUUUGUAAGUAGCUACUUCUCAUGAAAUAAGAUUAAAUUACUCUGAGCAUCAAUGAAGCACACACCACAGUCACGCACAUCCUGCUCACUUAAAGUAAGCACAGGUCUGAGAUUAGGAGAAAUAGGUUUCACUACAAAUGCCUUUGCUUAUCCUUUACAAACCUUCUUGUUACCACAGAGGGCACUUUUUCCACUAGAAGGUGAAUUAAUUUGAUUGUCACUGUGAGGUAAGCCACAUACAAUGACCCAUGUAGCAGCUACAACUGAAACAGGAAGGAGCCUGGAAAGCUGGGUGCCCAAACUCCAUAAACGUUUGUAUACAUACAUAUUGUGUUACAGUCCUUAUUCCCCUGAUAUCACUGAUGUCUCUAAGGAGCACUCCUCCUUCCCAGGAGUAUGCUGAGCACAAUCCCAGCUGACCCUGUAAAUACUAGAGACCUUUUUAAUCUGUGGAGUUGCUAUGCCAAUAGCACAAACUUUUCCCUAACUCAGCAUGGCAACAAGUUGCCACAGAAAGGAAGCACAUCUGUAACCUGCUAAGGUACCUGCUUUACACAAGCACUUAACCCCUCCCUACCACACAUAACACAUCCCACCCUCCCUGCCUUCACCCAGUCUCUAAAUAUUUGAAUACUGAAAGAAAACUGGACAUAGUAUAAUAAAAUUAUGCUUUGGGGCAUACGAAUCUUUGGCUUCUGAGAAGUUUCCUGUCAUGCUCCAAAGCUCUCACAAAGGAUUCAAGACCAUACGGGGGACUCAGCACAUGCAUGACUGCCAUGCACAUCUUGCUACUUACGCACAUUUCACAACUUUCUUGGGUUUAGAGUGGCUGGAAGCUUUAGGUGAGAAAACUUUGGUGCCAUUUUACGCUUGUAUUACGUUAUCAAGUCUUAAAACUAUGCACAUGUAUAGAUAAUGAACCAAGCAUGAGGCAACAGAAUAUUUUGCAAGAGAAAUGAGCUGACAGCAUUGUGUAUUUCAAGGGUGCUGGGUGAGCAAUGAUACGUUGAUGAACUGACUACUUUUUGGAAGCUUGCUUUUUUAAUAAAUUAUAGUUGCAAUGGC